GAUAUGGUGCGCUUCUGCAUCUUGACAAGAAUAUUUGCUUUUCAGGUAAUCUACACCUGAGAGCACUGUUAAAGUGAGAUUUCUGUUGAAAAAGCAAGUCUUAUGGCUUGACUGGUGUGUGUAUUUGUGUUUAGCAAUGUAUUUACUAUCCACAGAUGGAAGAGGUUUUCAUCCACACUUUUUCCCCCACCACAACUUUGUUGCUAUGUACUUUACAAGUAACGCCAAGCCUUCAUUGCAAGCCAGUAACCAAUCUCAUACUGAUGAGUUGCAUUAACAGCUGUCCAUGAGUGGGUCACUGGCUUUGCUCCUCAUCCUGAGUUGUGUUUCAAAGAUGUUGUAUACAGCAUACACAUACUCCACGGAAUCCAUGUAUAAAGUGGAAUUAUGAUAAACACUGGCAGAAAUUGGCGUUCAAAUUAGUUUUAUGCAUGUUUCACACACAAACAAAUAUUAACACUAGAUUUGGCCAGUGUUUGUGACCAAGUAGCUACUAAAAAAGACUGGACAUACCCCAUUUGCAAUACCUUGGGUUGUCUACUAUUGCAAAUUGUAUGCCAUCAUGGGGGUAAUUCUCAUUAGUGGGCUACCAAUACGGUCUCAAAAGCAACGUAACCAAUCUGGUGAAUUUCAAUGUGAAAAAACUGAAAAAAAUAACAUGCUAUAUUUGACCCUGUAACUUCCCAAAACACCACGAAACCUGUACAUAGUGGGUACUGUUUUACAUGUGAGACAUCACUGAAUACAAUGGCAUGUAGAACUAAAAUAAAUAAAAUAUCAUGUAGAACUAAAAAAUUUACAUAAUUUCUUAUUUUCUUCCAUUUGUUUAUAUUUUAUUCAUAUUAAAUUAUGUUUCAUAGGUAAAUAUUUGAUGCUAAUUUAAAGUCCUGUUUCUCCUGAAUAAAAUUAUAUAUAAUAAGUGUGGGUGCACUUAAUAUGAAAGAGGUGAAUUACGGUUGAACAGACAUAUAGUCAAAUUCCAGGUUUUGUUUACGUUUUGUUUUGAUCACAACGUGUACAUUUGGCUCAAUCCUUAAGGGGUUAAAACAUAAAGACAUGGUCUGGAAAUUAUAAACAUAUUUUGAUAAAAAUAGAAAUUAAUGUAAUAUAAUCUAAUAUACAGGACAUAAUCAAUGGAUGGCGCAUUGAAAUCAGAACCUUGUUAAAAGAGCAUAACUUCCAAGCACCAGGCUAGAGCAAGCCCUGAAAUUUCAGACACUAAUGAAUGAAAACAGUCAUAACAUGCUAUCACGCAGGAAGGAGAAAUUGAACUGAAAAUUCCACUGUUCUCUGGAAGUAUGUAUUCCCUAAUGAAAUAAUGUUCAGUUCUUCAUCUUGCCUUCUUAGCUACUUACCUGUAGUUACAGGAAACCAAAAUAUCAGACUCUUAACUGUAGCAUACACUGUAUACAGUAUUGAUAACUUACAGGAGACAAAUUGUUUAUAUUUGGUCUUCAACUUACCCACAACCCAAGAAACUCUGAAUGUAAAGGUGGUGGUAUAGGGUUUCUCCUCUCCCCUCACUGCUCCUUUAAACCUCUACCCACCCCCCUUCUCUCUCUUUCCCAUAAUUUGAAAUACAUUCAAUUUGCCUUUUCAAAGCCUUCUCUGCUAACAUUGCCGUUAUUUAUUGUCCCCCUGGUUCCACUCUCCUCUUCCUUGCCUGGCUACCUUAUGUCCUCUCUUCUAAUAUUCCACCCCUAAUUCUCGGGGACUUCAAUAUUCCCAUUAACCCACCUUUGACCUCAGCAACCUCCAAACUACUUUCAAUUACUUCCUCCCUCGGGUUAUCGCAGUGGACUAAUUCUCCCACCCAUGUAGCUGGCAAUACCCUUGACCUAAUCUUCUCUUAUGCAUGUACAGUAUUUAAUAUCUGCAACACUCCAUUUCCUCUCUCUGAUCACCACCUCUUAUUGUUUGCUCUUGUGUACACCCUCACCCAACAACCUCAGCCUAACCCUCCUCCACUCAGGAGGAACCUUAAUUCUCUUGACUUCCAGCAGCUGUCAGCUGCUAUUGAUUCACAACUGCUAUCCAUCCCUUCCCUCUCCUGUCCUUCACUGGCCAUCUCCGCAUAUAACACUACCCUCACCUCUGCCUUGAAUGCUGCAGCCUCGCUCCAAACAAGCACCUCGAGGAGGACACACCCCCAACCAUGGCAUACUAAAUUAACACGCUACCUGGAAAGAUGCUCUCAUUGUGCUGAACGCUCCUGGAGGAAGUCUCGCACCCAGUCAGACUUUCUCCAUUAUAGAUUCAUAUUGUGUUCAUACAGCGCAGCCCUUGCCCUCGCCAAACAGUCCUACUUUUCCUCUCUCAUUGGUUCAUGCUCCUGCAAUCCCAGGCGUCUCUUUAACACCUUUAAUUCUUUUCUUCGCCCUGCUUUGGCCACCCCCCAAACUAACCUUACUGCCGAUAGCUUUGCAUGUUACUUUACCAACAAGAUUGAACAGCUAAGGAAAGAAUUCUCCCCUCCUUGCCGUUCUCUUUCUCAACCACACAUAGAUCAUGCCUUUCCUACCCUUCAGACAUUCUCCCCAGCUACUGACCAAGAGGUGGCUGCUCUUCUCUUUUCCUCUCACCCCACCACUUGCCCGCUCGAUCCUGUCCCAUCUCACCUUAUCCGAUCUCUCUCCACUUGUCUUGUGCCUUCCUUAACACACAUCUUCAACUGCUCUCUCUCUCUUCUGGCAUUGUCCCUGCUGAUCUUAAACAUGCCACUGUAGUACCUAUACUGAAAAAAACAUUUCAUGACCCGUCCUCCCCCUCUAACUAUCGUCGUAUAUCCCUGCUCCCUUUUUCCUCAAAGCUUCUGGAAAGACUUGUCUUUACCCGUGUGUCUCAUUUCCUCAAUUCCAACUCUCUCCUUGACCCACUUCAAUCUGGCUUCCGCCUUCUCCACUCUACCGAGACUACACUUAUCAAAGUUACUAAUGACCUAAUUGUAGCUAAAUCCAAAGGCCACUACUCCAUACUAAUUCUUCUUGACCUCUCUGCUGCCUUUGACACCGUUGAUGAUGCUCUCCUUCAAACUCAUCAAUUGCUCGGUCUAUGUGACUCUGUCCUCUCAUGGUUUUCCUCUUAUCUCUCCCAACGCUUAUUCAGUGUCUCCUUUUCUAAUGACACAUCCUCCCCUCAUCCUGUCUCAUUUGGAGUCCCCCAAGGCUCUGUACUUGGUCCCCUUCUAUUUUCUCUUUAUACUGCCUCUCUUGGCAAACUUAUUGCCUCUUUUGGAUUCCACUACCACCUGUGCGCUGAUGACACCCAGAUAUUUCUCUCCUCCCCGGACCUCUCUCCUGCCGUCCUGCAACGUGUCACUGCUUGCCUUUUUUUCCAUCUCUGACUGGAUGUCCUCCCGAUUUCUGAAACUCAAUCUCUCUAAAACUGAGCUCCUUGUCUUUCCCCCUCCUAAUACUGAUCCUCCUCUUUCGCUCUCCCUUCAAGUUAGUGGUACCCACAUAAGAAUUGUUCAGUGCUUUAUAGGUGUGAAUUAGUACCUCUGUCAGGCCUUCCUGUACGCUACCCACUCUGAAGUUUAUGGGUAUAGACCAUAUACCCCCCUCAGACAUGGGGGUGAUCGAAGUAAACUUCUCCUACAACGUGAAACGUUUUGGAUAAAAACUUUGGACACAGUAUAUCCCAGAGGCUUGAACGAGAAGUACACAUUAUCUGUUUCUAUAGUACAUUUUUUUGUUUCCCUAUAGGAGUUAAAUAUACGGUUUAAUCUAACCCAAUAAUCCUAAGCAUAUUUGUUUAAACAGCAUUGUGUAUAGAUUGUCUUGUUGCUAUAAUUUGAUUUAUGCUCCCCUGCAUACAUUGCGUAUCAUUCCAUUGCUUGUUCCAUGCAUGGUAAAUAGGCUAUUACACAUAGCUUGGGCACACAUACUAAUCAUGUAGGGGUUAAAUACCCUACUAGACCACCACACUCCAAUGUUGUGUGCUAUGUACCCAAGAGAUAACACCACUCAGGUCACACCUUGUAUAUAAUCAUAAAUAACUAUGCAGGAGACACUAUGCAAUUCAACACUGGUCACUUUGUUUGCCCAUAUUAUUUAUUAAACUUUAGUGCCUUAUGCAUAAUCAAUGUAUUAACAUGGUAACAUCUCCUGCCUUGAGCUGUUGUUUUUAUUUAUUUCAAAAAAUCAUGUAUGUCUAUAUUAAAUGUGUUUUUUAGAUCCGAAACAUGAGAUAUGCCCACCCUAAUUGCUAUAAGCAUAGAGAGUUUAAGAGUAGACUUAUAAACCAGCUCUUUCCUCAGUUACAAAGGAACAGAUACACCCUUUCAGUGCUGCAUUGGAUGAACUGCUCCAGCACUCAAAGAGUGAAUUUACAGUAUGAUAAUAGAUUUUGGAUUCCUGAUGGCCCUUCCAGCCUGUUAUACGGUUUAAAAUAUAUGAACACCGACAGAUUAAUUUUUGCAACAUUCUAGACUCUGUAUCCACUCCUACUUUACCCUGAGCUCAAUCAUGAUUGUAGCUACUAGGCCACAAGGUGGAAAGCAAUCAGUCCAGUUGGAUUGUUACUAAGUAACCUGUAGCCCCGCCCCUUUUCUCGGCCUUGCACACAUGGCCUUGCAUUUUAUUUGAAAAUCUCUAUAAAGUGCUAGGAGUGCAGUCAUUUCUGCUAUAUAUAUAUAUACACACACACACACACACACAGGGCCAGACUGGGAGAAAAAUUCAGCCCGGGCAUUUUUUUAUCACAGCGGCCCACUAAGAAGGGGGCAGGGCAGAGAGGGUGUGUUUCAUCAUCACCAAUGACAAACACGCCCCCUCUCAAAGUGAGCAUGUUGGUUCAAUGCUCUUCCAGGGCAGACCAUGCGCAGAGCUCUGCUAAAGAGUUCUAGCAUGAGAAAAAAAAAAUCUGUAUUUGUUCUGCACAGUGCAAGCAAAUUUAAUAACAUGCUUGCACUGUGUUUCCUUGCAACUUGUCUCUGGUGUCUCUAUAAAUGGAAACCAGAAGACAAAAGGGCCAGGAAAGAGUAUUGUGUGUGUGUGUGUGUUUGGAGCCUGCUUGUGGGAUUGUGUGUGUGUAGAGUGAGUGGAUUGUGGUGUGGUAUUGUGUAAUAAGGUUGGUUUUAGUUAUGUUGUUUUUGGUGUAAUGUAAUGCAUAUGUGGCUAGGGGCUGUAGAGAAUGUGUGUAUAGGGGAUGUAGUAAGUGUGUGCAUACAUGCUAUAGUGUGUGUGUGUAUGUAUAUAGGUGAUGUAGUGUUUGUAGGGGUUGUAGAGAGUGUGUGUUUAGGGGUGUAGUAUGUGUUUGUUUACAAGAAUCUAGUGUGUGUAUAAGGGAUCCAGAGUCUGCAUGUUAGGAAUGUAGUGUGUGUGUGUGUAUAAGGGAUUCAGAGUGUAUAAAGGGAUCUAGUGUGUGUAUAUGAUCCAGAGUUGGGUAAGGGAUCUAGUGUGUGUGUUUAGGAGUGCAGUAUUUGUGUGAGGGGUUCAGUGUUUGUGAGGGGUGCUGUAGUGUGUGUGUAUAUGUAUAUGUGUAUAUAUAUAUAUAUAUAUAUAUAUAUAUAUAUUAUGAAUAUGUUUGGAAGUAUUGUGUGUGUGUGUGUGUGUUUGUUUGGUGUAGUGUGUUGGGGUUCUGUGUGUAUGUGUGAGAGGUGCAGUGGGUGUCUGUGAGGGGUGUAGUGUGUAUGUGAAGGGUGCAGUAUGUGUGUGUUAUGGAUGCCGUGUUUGAGGGGUGCUGUGUGUAAGGGUGAUGUGUAUGAUUUGUGUGUGAUUUGUGUGUGAGGGUGCUGUGUGUGGGAUUUCUGUGUGUGGGAUUUGUGUGUGAUAGUGCUGUGUGUGAGGGUGCUGAGUGUGAAUGUUAGAAUGGAUUGUGUAUUUGGGGGGAUUGGAAAUAAAAUUAAAAAAAUAAGCAGGCAUUAUAUACCCCCCUCCCUUCUUACCGUUAGCCUGGGAGAGGUGGACCGGCAUGGUGGUACCAAGGAGAGAGGGGGGAGGGACCGGCACUCUCAUAUCAUCCCUGGUGGUCCAGUGGUGAGUGAACUCUAGCCUGCGGACUAGAGUUCACUCUGACGAGAUCGGGGGCGUUGCCAUGGCAAUGCCCCCGAUCUUGUGAGACGAACCCGGAGGAGCUGCAAGAUAGAGCUCCGCCGGGUCCUCCUCUCCCUCUCCAGACGCAUGUCUAUUCAAGUGGGCCGGUGAGGGAGAUCUUUAAUCUCCCCACCGGCCCAUCGUGGCAAACAGUGGGGCCGACACUCUGAUAGUGCCGGCCCUGCAUAGACCGGCAGGGGAGGUCAUGUGACCUCCCCUGCCGACCUUGGCCCAUGGCCACUGCGGCCCACCGGGGCAUUUGUCCGGUAUGCCUGAGGACCCCACGAUCACAUGGCUGGGGGCUGCUGGAUCGGGCAGACCCCAGGAUCGCAACCGAAGUCAGGGGAACUCCGAAUGUUUACACUUCCUUUAUUGCAAAUGCUGUGUAAUUUAGAAUAUAUUAUCUCCUGCUCUUUUAAUAACUUCCUAUAUGUAUGUAUCAAUUUACAGACUUAGAGAUAAACAGUUUUAAAGUAAGUAACACCUGAUUGAAAAUGAAACCAUCUUUUUUUUCUCAUGCAAGCUGUGUCAGUCACAGCCAGGGAUUUGUGUCUAGGGCUGCAUAAACAGAAACAAAACUCCUAAAUGCUAAAGUUGUUUUGUUGACUAUAGUGUUCUUUUAAAUUGUCCUUAUGAGAACAAACCAACCACAUACUUACUCUGAACUUAUCGUCAGAUAGUGAUUAGCAUUUUACAGCAGAGCCUAUGGUGAUUUUAGGAUUUUUGUACACAUUGUUUUAUCUGCAAAGAUAAUAACACCACUCCAAGCAUAUAAUUCACAAAAGUACAUCAAUGGAAUGUUAGGAGUGAACAUCACUUAAACAAAUCUAGGUACAGAGAACAUGUGAAAAAUGUUAGCCAAAUGUUUGUCACAAGCUAAAAUAUUUCAUUAUGCAGGUUGACUCCACAGCUUAAAUCCAUAUAUUGGCUGGAAAGUCCAGAUAAUAGGACACCCAGAAGAAUCCCUGUGAACAUCAGAAUUCAUGCCAGAAGUAGUGUGACCUUCUGUUCAGAAAUUUUCCUUAUUGGUCUGUUAUCAUAUAAAAUAUUGCAUGGAAGUUUAAACCUGGUAGAAUGGUCUAAGGACUGAAGACACUUGCAAUACCCAGCAUCAAUAUUACAUGGAGAAUAUGAGCCUUCAGAGAGUAAAUUUUAUUGCAGAAAUUAUAAUGUCCCACCUGACAAACAUACAACACACAUUAAAGGGAUUGCCAAACAUAAGGUUCCCAAGGGAUCAAAUAGCAGAAUACUGAAUAUAAUCUCCAAGAAAAUAGGCAAUGGAGCAGAUACACAUACAAUCUAAAAUAAAAUGCUGCAUUGAUAUAACAAAAAGCAUAUUCUCUCAAUUAUACAGAUUAUGUUUUAGAAAAAUCCACUCUGUUCUAAAGGAAUUUCUAAACCAACUCUAGUGUACUAAGCCUAAAACCUAAAUAAAAAUUAUAAACCAGACCAGAAGUAGUGUAUUUGCAGAGUAGAAUCUUGCUGAAAUAAAACAUGAUUACUAAGUUGUGGCCUGGUGAUACAAACAGCUUCAAUUCACAACUUUUAUAUCAAAGUCAAAUUUCCUUUGACAAAGUAAACUAUACCAAUGAAAACAGUCCGGUAAUUGUUUCAGAGAGGCAACUUAGUUGAACAUAAAUAAGGGAGAAGAAAGGAAACACAACAUAGCAUAAAUAUGUAAGGAAUUUAUGUAAUAUGACUACAUUUGAUUGAUGUAAACUCACAUUGAUGAGAGGCUCUAAUAGGACAGGCUCAAAUCACAGCAGCUUCUGUGCCAUCUGGUGGCACUUUACCCUUUGAUGGCGUUAACAGUUGCCCUCAGAGAAAUAAAGAAUUGAAAACCUCUAUGGUGAAGUACGUAAUAUCAACAAGGUGUUUGAAUUAUAAAGUGCAAGUUUUUGCUCACCUUUUCCAGAGCCUAUGAAACCUGGCUCUGGGUAUAAUCACUUAGGUGCCAAUGAAGAGGGCACCACCCUUCUAUAGGAAGCAGAAGUGGAGGAAGCCAAGAUAGGGCUAAAAAGAUAUAUUUAUUAUAAAAUUACAACAUACACAAAAAUAAAAGAAAAAAGAAAAAUAAAAGAAAAAUUGAACUUUAAGAAUGAAUAAAAAAUUGUCCCAAAGUAGGCUCCUCUUGCCGAGAUGCGUUUCUCCCAAUAAACUAGGCUUUCUCAAUCGAUAUACAAUCACAGCUGCUUUCUCCUGUCAUUAAAUACCCCUGACUGGUGUUUCCAUAGGUUCGUUUGAAUAAUCCUUGUCCAAUCCAUUAGCAGAGUCCACUUAUACAUAGUGCUCUCAAUUAGUUAUACCACGUACGGGCGGGCUAGGUGCAACGUCAUUCACCACAUCACCUUCCGUCUUGAUUCGCCCAUUUUCCUCCAGGGCAUCUGGCCGUCUCGGUACUCACCAGAAGUGACAUAUCGAGAUCUGACGCAACGUCACUGCCCCUCCAUCAUUAGUUACCAAAUGCAUGUUGGGAACUGUAGUCCUUUUCCACUGUCUAAGAGGACAGACAGUUCCUGGUAUCGGUAUCAUGGUUGUCUCAUUCGGACGAUGAUGGAAUAG
Pelobates cultripes (western spadefoot toad) is the source of this 8597-nucleotide messenger RNA. Lineage: Eukaryota; Metazoa; Chordata; Amphibia; Anura; Pelobatidae. The record is from the annotation of a GenBank genome assembly.